Messenger RNA from Phaethon lepturus (White-tailed tropicbird), 782 nucleotides. RefSeq names its product centrin-2. The transcript is spliced from 4 exons. The annotation marks the transcript as partial. The record is from RefSeq and is a predicted model, not a curated record. Lineage: Eukaryota; Metazoa; Chordata; Aves; Phaethontiformes; Phaethontidae. Gene Ontology annotation, cellular component: centriole; centrosome. Gene Ontology annotation, molecular function: calcium ion binding. Gene Ontology annotation, biological process: centriole replication; mitotic cell cycle; nucleotide-excision repair.
UGUGCCAAGGCCUCCAGCUUUAAGAAGCCCUCGCUAGGAGCCGCGGCCCAGAGGAAGAAAGCGAGUGCCAAGCUGGAGCUCAGUGAGGAGCAGAAGCAGGAGAUCCGGGAGGCUUUCGACCUGUUUGACACAGACGGCACCGGGAACAUAGAUGUUAAGGAGCUAAAGGUGGCCAUGAGAGCACUAGGGUUUGAACCCAAAAAAGAAGAGAUCAAGAAAAUGAUAUCAGAUAUCGAUAAGGAAGGAACAGGAAAAAUCAGCUUCAGUGACUUCUUGGUAGUGAUGACACAGAAAAUGGCUGAAAAAGAUUCCAAAGAGGAGAUUCUCAAAGCUUUCAAACUCUUCGAUGACGAUGAAACUGGCAAAAUCUCUUUCAAAAACCUCAAACGUGUCGCCAAAGAACUGGGGGAAAAUCUCACAGAUGAAGAGCUGCAGGAAAUGAUUGAUGAAGCAGACAGAGAUGGGGAUGGAGAAGUGAACGAGCAGGAAUUCUUGCGGAUCAUGAAGAAGACCAGCCUUUACUGAACCAGAAUUUUAUUUAUUUUUGCACAUGUGUAUGUAUGUUUGGUAGGUGCCUCAAUUUUUUACAGUCUUUUAUUUCUUUUGAGACAGCAGAAAAUAUAGGUCAAUAUUUUUUUUAGAUGGAUGAUCUUAAACUUGUGUUUGUGAACAGUUACCAACCACUAACCUGUUUAUAUGUAACAACGUGGUUGCUUGUUUGUGCUCGUAAGAGGGUCACAUACUCUGUUUUCGAUACACAAAUCACAUUUUUCAGUGACAGU